AUGUUUCUUUACAUUUUAAGCUGGAUUUCCAUGAUCUUCCACGUUCUCUUCUUGACUCUUGCAUUAGGUACUUCAAAACCGAUUCUGGCGUUUCCUAGAUAGAAUCUUUGGCAGUGGUUUGAGCUUGUACAUUUCGUUGGGUGCUCACACGCUUGUCUUUUUUUUUUUUACAAUCUUGCCACAGCUGCUGCUCUUUUUUACCUUGCGGAACUUGUGGAGGAAUACACAGUACUAACAGCUAAAGUUAUUAAGGGUAUGGUCGCGGUAAGUCGUAAAAUGUAGACAGCUGAGGUGCAUACAGUUUCCGUGCAAAUUAAUUAAGAGAUAUUGAAAUGAAUGAUAUCAGGUGGAAAUUACAAGAGUUGCACAAGUAAUUGAGCUCAAAAUUACUUUUUAUGGAGUGUGAAUUUGGUCCGAUUGUAAAAUGCAAUUUUAGCCUGGCAGUUGUUCUUCAUUUACGUCGUGAAACAACAUGGGAAUUUAGAAAGACAGGUGGAGUUUAGAUGUUGUAGUUUCGACCGUCUGCAGAUUAUUUUGCAUUUUCCAUAGGCUUUUGGGAAAUUCUCCUUAUUUUCCAGUUUCGUUGUGACAAUAGAAUGAUUCACUUGCUGAAUCUUAAUGAAAAAACUACAUGUGUAGUUCAUUUUUCAGUGUAUAGGUGUUGACAAAAACCUUUCCUCUCCACCCGAGAUCUUAAUACUCUCCUUAUAGUCUACCACACAUUUCUAACAACUACAGCUCUGGGAAUUUCGUGUUUGAUAAAUCAAGCAAUACACCUUAGUUGAUGUUCUUCUCUACACAACAUGGCACUUUGAUUUACAGGGGAGUGUUAAUUCCAAGAGAAAUUAUUAUUAACACCUGGGAUUGAAAGUUAUAAAAGAUUUAUCAGUUAGCUGUGACUGACAUGUCUACCUUCAAGAAUAAAUCCCUCUGUGAUGAAGCUUUAGUAAAAUAUCAUGAUGUGACACAUUGCAGGGCAAUAAGAUGCCUUGUCAGUCUGAGACAUUUCUUGAAAGAAAUGUAUUGAUUUCUUAAGACGUGUCUCUCCUUUUCUUUGCACUUAGGUAUGCAUGUUGGUGAAACUCUUAGUCUUUUGAUAAAACAUAUGUCUAUUUGAUAUCUUUUAUUAUUAAAAAAAAGGUUUGUUGUUGCUGCAAAUUUUCACACUGCUGUAAUGGAUGGAAUUUCACACAAGACACCUCUGUAUUAGUGAAAUAUGUCUGUGCGUUUGUCAGUUUGUCAUUCUGUGUUCAAUCUCUGAAUCAGAGAAGCAUUUUUUACCUGAUACAGCUAGGCUGAAAGCUUUUGUAGGCAUCAAAGACAGAAAUUAUAUUUAACAAGAAUUAAUGGUUUAUUGUUGCUGCAAAUUUCCACAUUGCUGCAAUGGGUGGAAUUUUACGUAAGACACCUCCAUGUUAGUGAAAUAUGUCUGUGUGUUUGUCAUUCUGUGUGCAAUCUCUGAAUCAGAGAAGCAUUUUUACCUGACACAGCUUGGCUGAAAGCUUUCUUAGGCAUCAAAGAUAGAAAUUAUAUUUAUCAAAAUUAACAAUUUACUUCCUUGUCUUUGUUUUUUACAGGGGACAACUCUGGUUUUCCUAGGACUUCUUGUGCUAGAAAGUUUUCCUCUCUUAAUAAUAAUUGCAGGACUCUUUACCAAUGGACUUUAUUUCCUGCUUCUUAAAGAUUUUCCAUUUAUUCAGCUGACAUCUCCAGUGUUUUUAGGGGGAGUGGGUAAGUUAUGCUAUAGAAAGGUUCAAAAUUUGUACCAAUCAUUUAUCACUGCCAAAACCUGUGCUUAGUCUAAUUGGCCAACUCUGGAGACAGUAGAUCACAUGCCCCAAGCUGUGUUCUCUUUGCACUUCCCUUUUGCUACUGAAUUUUGAAAUUGAAACAUUUCUAGGUCAUUGUGUCUCAGGUUAAUGUAGAUUAUGAGAUGAAUAAAUUGUUAUUGAAAUGAAUUUUUCACCUAAAUAGUGAAAAUUACUUUUAAUUGUUUUUCAGCGAUGGUUUUUGUCAAUCACUACUUGGCAUUUGACCACUUCUCCUCUGUAUGGUAUCCAUUUUCUGAGGUAAUGUGCUUGUUUGUACUAUCUAUCAGAAAAAUUUAGGGAUGCUGAGUUUAAACAUAAGAGAAAGAUUUCUUUUGAACAUCUACGGUUACUGUAGCAAAUUAAAGAAAUUGAUGAGAUAUACUUUUCUUUUUAAAGUUGUUUUUUUGUAUAGCACCUUACUGCUGAACUUAAGUUAUUCUGGCGUGAAAAACAUUAAAUAAAUCAAAGAUGGACUGGCAAAACCUGUCAAAUUUCUUAACAGAGGAUUUCCAGCCCUCUAAUACUCAGGUUUUGAGAAACUGUGCAUUGUUCCUGCCAAGGACAUGGUGAAAUGAAUCCUAUAAAUUGUGUGGCUAACAGAAUGGGUGAAAUGGGUCUAUUUUGCCUGCUUGGGAUUACAUACUUUGCCCCUAAAAUUGCUUGUAACCAACAAACAUUGUUUGUAACUCUGAGAAGCAUUUUUUUCUCCCUGUAGUAAUUGUUCUCACAGUUUCAACAACAUUAGCAUCACAAAACAUAAACUCAGCUCAUGUCAUGAAUAUUAGUUUAUCCUGAAGACAGUCAAAAUGAAGAAAAGCAGAAAGAAUUUCUUGACUUUGUGUUGCAAUUUUUGGUGUAAUCUUUAAACCAUUUAGUAAAUCCUUUAUUGACCAAGCUUGUUCACUCAGUUUUAUCAUGUAUUGGCCAUUUUUUGCAUUUUAAUGGACAUGGUCUUCACAAGAAAAGAACAUGCCCAUUAUCUAGUCCUGUUGACCUCGUGCAUGGUCAUGAACAAAUAUUUAGUAUGUGACUUUGUUUUUUGCAGAUUCUAGCUUACUUCACAAUCUGUUUAUGGGUUCUACCAUUUGCAUUCUUUGUUUCCUUAUCCGCAAGUGAAAAUGUAUUACCAACAGCAUCCACAGUUCCAGAGGAUACAACAGGUACAACUGGGGAUGUAGCAGUUUGUUCAUUACAUGUACAUCAGGGUUUUUAUUAACCAUCAGAGAUAACAAAAUUUUGCAACUACAUAGAUUUACCUGUACCUGGCAGAAUUCUGGGAUAAAAUUUGGAUGGCCUUGGCUGUUUAUUGUUUACUUCGGGAAAUAUUUUCAUUGUUACUUAAAACUCUUCUCAUUUUAGUACUUUCCUUAAUGGAAACCCUAGAAAAAAUUUUUAAGCAUGAUAACCAUUUUAUUUUUACCCAUUGGGUCCAAACAGUACAUAGGCUGCUAAAAGGCUGCAAAAAUUAAAAAGAAAAAAAAAAAAAAAAGGAAAAUACCUAUGCAGCAUUUCAGACCAAGUUUGCAAGUAUUGGCAUUAAGUUCAGUUUCAUUCAUUUGGUAAAUGUUCUGUUAUUCAGUUGUGUCUUUUUUGAACAAAUUUGCAAUUUAACUUUGAAAGUUGUGAGGUUGUUUGCAUUUUGAGAUUGAGAUUGCAAUGUAUUUAUUUAGUAGUCUUAAUGUCUGAAAACAUACAUGUAAGCAUAAUGUUAAAGAACAUAUUGGAUCUCUCUACAUCUUGAAAACAAUUUUCUGCUGUUAUUUACAAUGAUAAUUAUAAUGUGAAGUUGACAAGUUUAACUUUUUUUCUCUUUUCAUAUCUUUGUCUACCCAGAACCAAGCUAUUCUUAUGCUGGCCAGAGAUCAAGUCGCAGACAUGGAAUCCUUGCAUUUUUUAAUUUUUUGUCGAAGAAAACGGAGGGUUAUCUACCAACAAGGACAAAAACAUAUUAAGAGCUGAGAGAAGAUUAUGGUGGACAUGUGUGAGAAAAAUGAUGUAUUAUUACAGUGUAUAUUGAAGUCUUUUAGGUCCCUGUGAUUAAACUAUGUUUCUAUGGUACUUUUACCAAAUGUGUUUUCAAAUCAUGGUAUUUUGUUCCCCGAUUAAUCUAUAUAAUGUUGUUGAAAUGUUACCUGUGGAUAGAGAGGAAACAGUUGGUAAACAGUAUAAUUGUGUUGAAGUUAAAACAUUCAUUGGUUUUGGCAUGUUUUGGACCAGCUAUAAUUCAGAUUCCUUGGGUUUCUGAUAUUUCUCAAAUGCAAGUCAAAGAGAAAGGGAAAAUCAGAAAUCGAACUAAUUUGAAAUGAUUUUAAUUCAAAUAAACUAUGAAACACUUUUCUGGAGGGAUCUGAUUGUGCAUGAAACAUUUCUAAAGAGUAUCAGAAAUUUUGUUUUCUGCUUGCAAAUUUAACAUCUCCAAUUUGUAUGUUGUUAUUUACCUGUAGCUAUUAGAUUUGCAGAACAUCAAUUUUUCCUUUUAAAACUAUGAGAGGCUUUCAGCAGCUAAA
Messenger RNA from Pocillopora meandrina, 4318 nucleotides. The record is from the annotation of a GenBank genome assembly. Lineage: Eukaryota; Metazoa; Cnidaria; Anthozoa; Scleractinia; Pocilloporidae.